UCCCUUCGACUCUCCGUAGAGAAAGGGGAAGCAGCAGCAACAACGCGGGUACCGAUUGCGUAUGAAUAAUAUUUCGCGGGAGUGUAGAGUCAGACUGUCAACACGGACGAUAAGUUAUUAAAUUUAUAACGCAAUGAGUUUGUGGGUAGAUAAAUAUCGACCGACUUCCCUCGCGAAACUAGACUAUCAUAAAGAGCAAGCGACUCAGCUGAAAAACCUGGUUCAAUGUGGUGACUUCCCUCACCUGUUGGUGUACGGGCCGUCAGGCGCGGGGAAGAAGACCCGCAUCAUGUGUCUGCUGAGGGAGCUGUAUGGAGCUGGGGUGGAGAAGCUCCGCAUAGAGCACCAGACCAUCGUGGCUCCUUCAAAGAAGAAAAUUGAGAUUAACACAAUAGCCAGCAACUACCACUUGGAAGUCAACCCAAGUGAUGCUGGCAACCAGGACCGUGUAGUGAUUCAGGAGCUAAUUAAAACUUUGGCUCAGUCCCAACAGAUCCAGUCAAGCUCCCAGAGAGAGUUUAAAGUGGUGUUGCUAACCGAGGUGGACAGACUCACAAAGGAUGCCCAGCAUGCUUUACGCCGGACAAUGGAAAAGUACAUGUACACCUGUCGUCUCAUCCUCUGCUCUACCUCCACCUCCAAAGUCAUUGGGCCAAUUCGGAGCCGUUGUCUGGCUAUCAGAGUUCCUCUGCCGAGCACAGAAGAGGUCUGUAAUGUCCUGACAUCAAUCUGUAAAAAGGAAGGUCUGCUCCUCCCACCUGAGCUUGCCAAGCAAAUCUCUGACAAGUCUGGUCGCAACCUCCGCAAAGCCCUUUUGAUGUGUGAGGCCUGCAGAGUGCAGCAGUAUCCAUUCUCAGCUGUCCAAGACGUCCCAACGACGGACUGGGAGGUCUACCUCAGAGAAACCGCUAAUGCCAUCGUCAGCCAGCAGAGCCCUCAGAGGUUGUUAGAGGUUCGAGCCAGGCUGUACGAGUUGCUGACUCACUGCAUCCCUCCUGAUGUCAUUAUGAAGGGUCUGGUAACAGAGUUGUUGAGUAACUGCGAUGGUCAGCUGAAGACAGAGGUGGCUCAAAUGGCAGCCUACUACGAACACAGAUUGCAGCUGGGCAGCAAAGCUAUCUACCACCUUGAGGCCUUCACCGCCAAGUUCAUGGCCAUCUACAAGAAAUUCAUGGAAGACGGUCUGGAUGACAUGAUGUUUUGACUCUGAAUUGACUUAAAUACAGAUACUUGAGUCAACAGCCCUUGUUGAUUUCCUGAUCUCUUUUGCCCCAACAAGACUUUCAGUGGACUUAAUACAGAUUUACAACUUUGUAACUUUAUUCUGCAAGGCAUAGUGGCAACGUUGACAUAACUCACCCUAGAAUGAAUCUUGAUAGUCUUACACUUAGUGGCAUUAUGCAGCGAAUUUUGGGCCAAAAACUUAGCACUCUACUCAGUUUGUAAACCUUGAACUGUCACAAGUGGUGUAAAAAAUCUUAACAAAGCAGUUUUGAUGGUAGCAGGCAGUUAUUUGUAUUAAAAAUAUACUGCAAGGACAAAUGUUUUCCUAAGAAUAUGCAUAAAAUAGAUUGCUUUGUUUAUUAAAAAGUCUGGUGUUACACUAUG
Molecule: messenger RNA, 1608 nt
Organism: Etheostoma cragini (Arkansas darter)
Lineage: Eukaryota; Metazoa; Chordata; Actinopteri; Perciformes; Percidae
Gene: rfc3
Product: replication factor C (activator 1) 3
Exons: 9
Coding region: 134-1204 (356 amino acids)
Biological process (GO): DNA-templated DNA replication; DNA repair
Cellular component (GO): DNA replication factor C complex; nucleus
Molecular function (GO): DNA clamp loader activity; ATP hydrolysis activity; DNA binding
Source: RefSeq, a predicted model, not a curated record